UAAUGGUGACGAGUAAGCAGCGUGCAGCGUGUUCGUCAUACAGCCGACACAUAAAAUUUUCAAUGGCACGAAUUUCGCAAAAUUUUCACAUUUCCACGCCAAACUUCAAUUGAUUUCUACUCACCAGGCCAUCGCAUUGCACCGAAGCGAUGGUAUUAUCCGACUCCGGUUGGCGUUGAUUUUGAUUUCGGCGAUUUUUUCCGGACAUUGUUUCACGACUUUAUCGCACUUGACAAGUAAAAUGAAAAGACAGAUCGACACUGUUGUGUGGGGAUGGUUGACGUGAAGUUGUCCGCACAACAAACGCACGAAAUGACGUACUAGAUUUCGAAAUCAUUUUCGAAAUUCAAUUGACACAUUGUACGAUGUCAUCUGCAAUUGACUGUAAAUAAAUGAAACGAAGACAUUCUUUGUGAUAUAUCAUAGGAAUAUAAACAUAGAAAAUUAAAAUAUUUUUCGAUUUUUAUCUCAUUUCAAAGACGAUUUGGUCGAUUUUCCCGUGAAUGCACGAUGAGUUGAAUUGCUUGGGAUUUUUUUGCGCUGUGCAAAUAUCCCGCGAUCCAAGUAAAUAUCAUAUUGAAUUUUUUCUGAAAACAACAUCACAACUAUGAAUAGCAUUGGAGAGAUUCUGUGCAAAUAUGUUGGAUACAAUGACCUCGAAAAUGUGCAAAAGCUCUUAGAUCAAGGUGCAAAUCCAACACAAACCGCACUUUGUGGACGUACGGCGAUUGGAAUCGCUUGUUUGAAUAAACAUGCUGAGGUGUUGAAGCUUCUCUUGAAUGCAUGUGCGAACUAUGAACCAUCACAUUAUGACUAUGACACUGGGGAAAGUGAAGCGAAAAAAUGGAAGCGACAAGAAAGAGAUGGUGAACACACACCGGAAGGUAUGGACGAUUUGCAAUGGGAAGAUGAGAUCGAACAACCACUACCUGAACCAGUCAAAGAGGACACGGUUGACGAUGAAUGGUCGGUGUUGUAUCGGUAUUAUGCACGCAUAAUUGAGACGACCGGAGAUUUACUGGCCAAUGCAAUCAGCAUGCGAGAUCCACAUUGUUUAGAUGCCUACCAAGAGGCACCACUUCAUUAUGCAGCAUCCGUGGGUAGCUAUGAGUGUUUGGAAUUGUUGCUCAAACAUAAAGCACCGAUAAAUGUCACCACCAGCACGGGAUACACGGCACUUCAUUUAGCCGUUGAGCAAACACGAAUUGUCGAUUUGUUGUUGAAAUACAAAGCCAAUCCGAACAAAUUGACAUAUCUGGAUCAGAUGGCACCCAUUCACCUGGCCACCAAAUUCGAUGCGGUUGAAACGAUUCAGCUCUUGAAAGCAGCCGGUGCUCAGGUGAACAUAGCGACGGCUUGCGGUCAAACCGCUCUCCAUUUGGCAUCGGUGUACGAGAAAUAUGAAGCGGCUAUGACGUUAAUUCAGUGCGGGGCAAAGGUCAAUGUGCAAGACGAAGAAGGAGUGACACCUUUGUUCACGGCGAUCGUUGUGAAUGACUGUCGAAUGGCCUCGAUGCUAUUAAAAAAUGGAGCAAGACUACUUCCAAGCCAGCACUUACUUAGUUUUACGAUACGGAAUCAGAUGCGAGAAAUGACACAUUUACUGGUUGAAGCGGGUGAAAAUGUAAAUGGUCGUGAUCCGAUUGGUUGGACUCCAUUAUUACUUGCAAUCCACAAACGUGAUAUUGCCACAUUGGAAUACUUGAUUGAUCAUGGGGCAAAAAUCAAUGAGAAUGCUUACGUGCUCAAGGAAUUGCACGUGGCUGUGCAACAAUCUGACUCAACCGAGGCGUUCAAGAGAAUAUUCCGGAUUUUGAUGAGACAUGGCGUCGAAAUUGAUAGCCUAAAUAAAUGGGGCGAGACCCCUUUAAUUUUGGCAAUGCUCAUGGAAAAAUAUCAAAUUGCCGAAUAUUUGAUCCACGAGGGGGCUAAUGUUAACGCCGGUAGUUUCAUCAAAGCCAGAGAUUGUAUGCUGUUAGUGCGAGAGUGCAAUAACAUAAAUCUAAUUAAACUUUUUGUAAAUUCCGGACUGAAACUGAUAUGGUCAGAGCUGUUAAGCAUUGUUAAUAAUCCAAAUUCACACACAAAUGAAAUCCACAAUGAUAAUCAUCGUCAACGAAGGGACAACGCCGAACUGGAACACUCAUCAUCAGAAAACUGUGAAACGUAUCUUAUGCGAGUUUUAACCAAUCCAUUAUCAUUGAAUCAGCAUGCUCGAAUCGUGAUACGGAAUCGUCUCAUUGAAAAUAUGAAGCAUCAACAGUUUGUUCGAGACUUUGUUCUAUCAGAUCCAAAAUAUCAAUUAAAUAGUACACUUGAAUACAAUAGUCCAAAAUUAUCAGCAAACACAAAUACAAUGGUCGCAUCAGUACAGCAUCGACGUCGAAUGCAACAGCAGACCAGUUCAAUUUUAGAAUGCCUUAUUUGGCAAUUGGAUGUACCGAGAAUUUUACACUUUUAUUUGUAUGCAUUUCCAGAUGUGCCGCCCAUGCCUGAAGACAUUACGGUCUUUGUGAAUGAUUGAAACAUAUUCCAUUUUUAUGCAUUUUUAGAGACGUGAUGACGGGCCGAACCUUUUGUGCACGACCAAUCAUUUUUGGUCGCAUUUUUAAAUGGUCUAACUUUUAAGUGUGAACCAUGUAUAAUGGAAACAGAAAUCAAUAGCAAACCGAAAAAUGAAAUACAUCAUAAACAGAUCUAUGAACAACUAAAA
Molecule: messenger RNA, 2713 nt
Organism: Sitodiplosis mosellana (orange wheat blossom midge)
Lineage: Eukaryota; Metazoa; Arthropoda; Insecta; Diptera; Cecidomyiidae
Product: ankyrin repeat, PH and SEC7 domain containing protein secG-like
Exons: 4
Coding region: 608-2524 (638 amino acids)
Cellular component (GO): cytoplasm
Molecular function (GO): protein binding
Source: RefSeq, a predicted model, not a curated record